Trematosphaeria pertusa is the source of this 1722-nucleotide messenger RNA. RefSeq lists its product as uncharacterized. Gene Ontology annotation, cellular component: nucleus. The record is from RefSeq and is a predicted model, not a curated record. The transcript has 2 exons. Lineage: Eukaryota; Fungi; Ascomycota; Dothideomycetes; Pleosporales; Trematosphaeriaceae. Bases 231 to 1352 code for a protein of 373 amino acids.
CGCCCGCCGCCAUCCACCAUACUUGAACGCUUGCAGGCCCGACGACUCGUCCCGCUCUGCCACGCCCCGAGGUCCUGGUGCCCUACCGUGUACAUCUGCCCGCACCCGCCCUCCUUCACCUCUCCCCUCUCCCCUCUCCCCUCUCCCCCUCCGCCAUCGCUCCCUCAUAUCCGUCGCCGCCGCCGGUACUCCUGUUACGCAGACUCGCUGUUGUGACCCGUGACUUUUCUAUGGCAAUGCAUCUUGCUAGCAUGGUACACGGCAGCGGGAGGGAACGCGAGGUGCACGACCGUCACUUCCAACAUCAACACCAACAACCGCACUCGGCCUACUAUCCUCAGCAGCAAGCACACGCACGGGGCUACGCUGCGAGCCCGUACACCUCGCACCCGCAAGCCCAGACAGCCGACUAUCACCAGUACCAGCGCCACCCGCAGUCGCCGCCGUCGCCGCCCGUCGAGGAGCAGAAGCCCUCGCUGCCCUCCAUCUCGAGCCUGCUCGGCAUCGCAGACGGCGAGAAGGCGUCGUCUGAGACUGCCGGCCAGAGCCCCCGGUCACAGCACUCAUCGCCGCAGCUAAGGCAGGAGCAGCAGCGGGCAGGCGCAGUGCAGCACGCCCAGCACGCAGAGAGCCGUCCCGAGCAAGUGACGCAAGCUUUCUCCUCCGCGGUCGUGAGCCACCCCAGAAUGACCCUACCUCCAACGCCGCCAAUGCAUCCGGACCCCGUGGUUGACGGCAAUCAGUCUCCGUCGGCCGCUUCGAGUCACUCUGCGACUGGUCCGUACUACUUGGGCCAGUCCCUCAACAAUAUGGAACCGCACCACCAGCGCCAGAACGGCCCCUCCGCCCCCGCCGUGAAGCGCGAACCACUCCCCCCGCAGGCCUCCAUGUCCCCCUACAGCGCUUCGUCCUAUGCGCAGUCGCCCUACGCCUCCUCUCCGGGCGCUGCCUCCGCAGCAUCUUUCUACUCACCCGAGACGCAUGCCUACAGCUCCAUGAGCAUCUACGGACAGCGACCACUCCCCUCGAAUUUCCAGCCGCAGACGAUGCCUUUGCCAGUGCCAGUGCCAACCACGGCCGGCAACGGCUCAAACCCAUGGCAACACCACCAUUAUAUCAGCGCGUCGAGCCAAUCAGCCUUCCCGCAAUCCCAGGACCGCUACAUCUGCUCUACUUGCAACAAGGCCUUCUCGCGCCCGAGCAGUCUCCGCAUCCACAGCCACAGCCAUACGGGCGAGAAGCCCUACAAAUGCCCGCAGCCUGGCUGUGGUAAGGCAUUCAGCGUGCGCAGCAACAUGAAACGCCAUGAGCGGGGCUGCCACGCAUCCACAAGCGCCACCAUCACGACAUGACGAACACCAAAACAUUUUCAAUCAGUUUCCUGACGACGGGCGUUAUGAGGAACGGCCGUAGUUGACUACUCUACCUGGAUCCAGCGAGGUGGCUUUCGUUCGUUCUGGCAUCGAUUGCCCAGCGUGAUACCAUCUAAACGGCACUUUCACCGGCGUUACACUGGUCGGCGUUUCCAUCGUUUAUCUUGCAUCUUCACAGGCGUCCGUUGAUUUUUUACAUCUCCUGGGUCGGCUCUACCAGCUCCUAAGAUUUCUCAUCGCUCUGAUCAUACUUCGAUACCUGUAUUUCUUCUCAUCAAAAUUUCGGCUGCGUCUGAACGCAGAGAUCCUAGAGGAGGUUCCACAUACCCCGCGAAGGGGGUACCUGGGA